Solanum stenotomum is the source of this 1177-nucleotide messenger RNA. Its product is annotated as L-type lectin-domain containing receptor kinase IX.1-like. The transcript has 2 exons. Lineage: Eukaryota; Viridiplantae; Streptophyta; Magnoliopsida; Solanales; Solanaceae. The record is from RefSeq and is a predicted model, not a curated record. Gene Ontology annotation, cellular component: plasma membrane. The annotation marks the transcript as partial. Gene Ontology annotation, biological process: protein phosphorylation. Gene Ontology annotation, molecular function: protein kinase activity; ATP binding.
UUUAUCAAUACAAGUUGGUUCAUAUCAGUAUGCAUCAGAAGUCAGGAUUAUCAGCCGAUUAAGACAUAAAUAUUUUGUGCAACUCAUUGGUUGGUGCCAUCAAAAAAGAGAACUUCUACUUGUCUAUGAGUUUAUGCUUAAUGGAAGCUUAGAUCACCAUCUCUUCAAGGGAAAAAGCCAUUUGACAUGGCCAAUAAGAUUAAAGAUUGCUCAAGGCUUGGCCUCAGCGUUGUUUUAUCUACACAAAGAAUGGGAACAAUGUGUGGUGCAUAGGGACAUAAAGUCCAGCAAUAUUAUGUUGGAUUCCAAUUUCAAUGCUAAACUUGGGGAUAUUGGUUUAGCUAGGCUAGUUGACCAUGAUAAGGGAUCCCAAACAACAGUUUUGGCAGGCACGAUGGGUUACAUGGCUCCUGAAUGUGUCACCACUGGCAAAGCUAGCAAGGAAACAGACGUCUAUAGCUUUGGUGUUGUCGCUUUAGAAGUAGCUUGUGGAAGGAAACCUAUUGAUCCUAAAGCUCAGGAGCAUCAAGUAAAUAUUAUUGAAUGGGCUUGGAGACUUUAUGGGAUGGGAAAUCUUAGUGAAGCAGUUGAUCCUGGACUCUCAUCAGAGUUCAAUGAAGAGGAGGUGGAGCACUUACUAAUUGUUGGCUUGUGGUGUGCUCAUCCAGAUAACAAGUGCAGGCCUUCUAUUAGGCAAGCAAUUCAAGUGCUUAAUUUUGAAGCUCCAUUGCCCACACUCCUUCCAAACAUGUCUGUACCGACAUAUUGCAGUUAUGGAUCAACUACUUCAUUUACAUCACCAUACGACUCCAAUGGCCCUCAAAUUUAUGAAAUACACUCUUCAGGGACGGGAGACUACACUGGUUCUUCAAAUAACACAGUAGCUUCUGCAACAUCUUCGCCUUCCGCACCACUUCUUUACACAGAAGUUGAAUUUGAUAGAAGCAAAGAAUCUUUAAGUGAGCUAGCUUGUACUAAAGAUAGAGUAUUGAGGAUGAUGCAUGCCUCUGUCACAGAGGCUGUGGAGUUGGCUUCAUUUCGAAUACGUGAUGUAGCCAUCCUUUGGUAUGAGGCAUGGGAGAGAUCUAGAGGACUAGAUGCUCCACCAGCAGAGUGGGAGGACUUCUCUGAGGCCUUCUUUGCCCACUAUUCGCCACGGGAAGUUCGAGAGGCCUGA